AUGGCGAAAAUAGAUUACGUUGACCUUGCCACGAUGAGGUAUAGAGGUUCUUUCUCUUACAUUAACGACAACAGAAGAGUAGUCAGAAUAGACAACAACACCAAAUUAAAGAUCGAAUCAUUAGGCCAAGGUGUUGCCUGGAUUUACUUCGCAAAUAGACAUGGUAGAUCUAUCCAAAUCCCUAACGGCUUUACUCUCUGGGAUACCGUUAGAAACGCCAACAAUGGCGUUGAAGUUCUUGCUUUACGAAAUCAGAUGCAGCAAUCAUUGGAAGGUGUCGAUUGGUUUGAAUAUGAUGUAGAAAUGGGCCCUUAA
Molecule: messenger RNA, 315 nt
Organism: Dentiscutata erythropus
Lineage: Eukaryota; Fungi; Glomeromycota; Glomeromycetes; Diversisporales; Gigasporaceae
Source: the annotation of a GenBank genome assembly